AUGACCACCUCGACUCCCUCCCCUCCUCCUCCCACCCUUCCCUCUUCUUCGUCCUCUCCUUCCCCUCUCGCCCCGUCCGUCGUGAAGCUCUUCCAGGUGAGCCGCAAGGCGUGCUCCAGCACCUUCCAGCUGCGAGUUCGCUCGGCCACCUCUUCUUCCUCGUCCACCGAGAGUGGAUCUUCUGGUACGUAUUCGACUUCUGCAACUUCCAUCCGCUCGAAUACCGCGGAAAAUAACAAUGAAGUAGCCGUGGCCACUGUCGGUGGUAGCCAGGCCUCCCUCGUGGACCAUCCCAUCCACGCCUUCCGCCAGGUCCGCUACAUGUUUGGCUCGGCCACCACUGCGGACUUCCACAUUCUCCUCGGUCACAACAGUGUCCUGGAUCCCCUCCUCGCGACACAAGCUGGAUUCCACACAAUCUUCUUCCUCCACAUGGCCACCAUGGCCCUCAGUCCGUUCAUGCAAUAUCUCAUGGACGCCAUGGUGUACCAGCAGCAGAACGGAUUCCAGUACAUCCACGUCGCCGCCGGUCCCGCCUUCAAUGCUUAUGCAUUCAUGGCGUUUUCUGAGGCCCUCCGGGCUCUGUACGGUGCUCCACUGGUCAGUCAUGAUUGGCUUUUUGACAUCGUGACCCAGUUCAUGGGUGUGCACCUCAACGCAACGAAUAUCAACGUUGUACGGGUCCGUUGGGCAUUGUGCUAUGCCACUUCAGGUAUCUUUCUGGGAAGAAUGGACGUCGCAAACCGAGGCAUUGACCUCGCCAUGAGCCUGAUGGCCUGGGACACCGUCGAGAUCCUGAUUGACUUCGGCAUGGCUCCCCACAACUACUUCCUGACCUGCCGCCAGAUGAAGGAUGUCACCCGGAACGCAAGCCUAAACUUCAUCAAGGAAUUUGAAAAGAACGCUCCUAAGAAUGUCCUACACGAGGCUCUCCAGUUCAUCGGCAGCUUCGUGACCCCCAACUUCCAUUCAUCCGCGGCCGCAUUCCCCCCGGCCUUUGGACCCUCCCCCGAAUUGGACCUCACCGAUGAACGCCUCGAGUACAUCCACUUCGGUGGCCGUCCCUCCCUCGCGGAUCUCGCUUCUCGCGACCCGGUAGCUCGGGUUGCUUCCGCUAUGCUCCUGACCCUGCCGUUUGACAUCUUCGCCAGGCUUGUGGGCAUCAUGAAUGUCCAUUACCGCGUUGACGAGGGUCUGCUUCGUGAGGUCGUUCGUUACCGUGAGCAGCGGCGCCUUAAGGCCAUUGAGGCCUGGAAGAAGCGUGUUUGGCCGACUCAGCCUCUGUACGAGGAUGGACUGGAGGAGCUGGCGAACGAGGAAGUUGUUGCCGUCUCGGAGGAAGGGGUGCCAUCCGUCUUCCGUCGUCGUGUGGGUCUUAAGCACCCGCAGAUGCUCUAG
Penicillium argentinense is the source of this 1398-nucleotide messenger RNA. RefSeq lists its product as uncharacterized. Lineage: Eukaryota; Fungi; Ascomycota; Eurotiomycetes; Eurotiales; Aspergillaceae. The transcript has 2 exons. The coding region runs from base 1 to 1398 and encodes 465 amino acids. The record is from RefSeq and is a predicted model, not a curated record.